Messenger RNA from Rhineura floridana, 655 nucleotides. RefSeq names its product NADH:ubiquinone oxidoreductase subunit B3 (gene NDUFB3). The transcript has 4 exons. Gene Ontology annotation, cellular component: mitochondrion. NCBI's taxonomy places the organism in Eukaryota, Metazoa, Chordata, Lepidosauria, Squamata, Rhineuridae. Bases 281 to 565 code for a protein of 94 amino acids. The record is from RefSeq and is a predicted model, not a curated record. Gene Ontology annotation, biological process: electron transport chain; mitochondrial respiratory chain complex I assembly.
CUCAGCUCAGAGCCUGAAGGGGGAGGGGCUUCUGAACCCGGAAGAACCCUCUUCGCUUUCUUCGUGUUCCCUAGCAGCGGAAUCCUGUGAGCUAGGUUGGAGUUUCCUGGAGAAUUUGGUAGGUACGGACUGGUUUCCGUUUCCGGUUAGGCUCCUUGAAGUUCUGCGGAAGGGUCAUCUAACUGCUAGGGCCUUUGCGAAGUAGAGUAACUGUUAGGAAUAAUCGGAGUUCUCUCUGAACAAUACUUGGCACAUUUCUUAUGUGGCCAUUAUAAGAAGCAUGGGGCACGGACAUGAACAUGGCAAAAUGGUGUUUCCGGAUUACAGAGUCUGGAAGGUAGAAGGCACUCCCCUACAAGAGGUCCAGGAAAGGUUGGCUCGGCGUGGUCUGAAGGAUCCAUGGCUUCGCAACGAAGUAUGGAGGUAUAAGGGUGUCUUUGAAAAACCUGUCACUGUCAUGGAAGUUUUUGGCAAAGGAUUCAAAUGGGGAUUUGCAGCUUUUGUCAUAGCUCUUGCGGUUGAGUAUACGUUUUUCCCUCCAAAGAAAGAUGAUGGGCACCACUGAAGAUCUUUUUUUUUCUCUUCCAAGUUCUGAAUCAAUAGUUGUGUUUUGACUUUGCAUAGAAAGAUGCCUAUUAAAGUACUUCAACAAGUA